AUGCAUAAAAAUAGUUUCACAAUUAAUGAAUCACAUCUAAAAAAUAAUAGUAGCUUUUUAAAUGAUACAAAAGCUUUUUACUCAAAUGAAGAAUGUAAAUACAAUAGUGAACAUAAUUCUCUUCUCAAAAAUAAAAACAUGGAAAAUAUUCCAUUAAAUAGAAACAUUUUUCAAACUAUAAAUACUGAAGAAAGAAAUGAUACUUCAAUAAGUAAAGAUAUAAUAUUAGAAAAAUGUAAUAACAUUGAUUUAAAUGAUAAAAAAUUAAAAAAACAUGAGAAUUCGUAUGAUAUAAUAGAAAGCAAUAAAAAUAUUAACAAAUGCUAUUAUAAACCUACAUUUUCUCAAAAUUCCUCAAAUUCAAAAAAUAACAAUAAUAAUAUGAAUGAAGAAGAAACUACAAAUGAAAAAAAAAAUAGUUGCGAACAUUUUCCUUUUGAUAUAAAUGAAGAUAACAAUUCAAUGUCUGCUAAUAAAGCAGCAUAUAAUAAAUUAUACAAAAACAAUAAUAUAAAUAAUAGUCGUAAUAAUGAUAAUAAUAAAAAGGAUAAUGAAAAUAAAAAUAAUUAUGAAAAGGAAAUUAAAAUAAAAAAUGAAAUUAAAUAUUCAAGUAACGAAAAUAUACAUAUUAAUAAUGAUGUGAAUGAUAAGAGAUAUUGUAAAGAGUUAACUAAUGAAAAUAAUGAUUUAAUAUUAAAAAAUUCAUUUAUAAAAAGUAAUAAUGUUAAUAGUAUUGAUAAUUUAUAUGCAUGUAAAAACGAAUAUGAAAAGAAAAAUACAACAAAUGUAAGUUUUCUCAAUUAUGAUUCAAAUAGCUAUUCAGAUAUUUUUCCUUAUAAUCUAAUAGAUAAUAAAAAUUCUAAUGCGUUUUUCCCAAUAAAAAUAGAAUAUCAAAAUGAAAAAAUAGAAAAUAGUAAUAAUAAUAAUAAUAAAAAUAAUAACAAUUUAACAGGAAUAAGUAGUUAUGAAACAGUUAGUUCUAUUGGUGAAAAACAUCUUUUUAAUCUUGAUAAAAGUAGAAAUAAUAAUACUACAAAUAAUUUUGAGAAAAAAAAAAUCAUACAUGAAAAUAAUAAUAAUAUUAAUUUUAAAAAUGAUAAUACACUUGACAAAUGUAAUAAUAUAAAUCAAUAUUUCAAUUAUUUUAAUAAUAAUAACAAUGAUAUUAUUAUCUAUGAUAACAAUAACAAUGAAAAUAUAAAAAAUUAUAAUGAUGAUAAAACAAAGAAUGAUCAUAAUAAUGAGAUAAAGGAGCAAGAAUUCCUUGAAGCUAACAGUGAUAUGAAUGUCGAAAAUUUAAAUGAUUUAAUUAGAAAUAAUAGCUUUAUAAACAACAAUGGAAUUCAAAAUGAUAAUAAAUUAUCUAUAAAAAAUAAUGUUAAUGAUAUUUACGAAAAUGUAGAUAAUGAUAGACUCCCAAAUAAUAAUGAUUAUAAAAUAAUAAUAGAAAAAAAUAAUAUGAAGAUGAAAAGUUUCAAGGAAAAAGAUUUAGCUGUUAAAAAUAAUAACAUAAAUUGUGAAAAAAAUAAUUAUAUAUAUGAUGAUGAUAAUAAUAAUAAUAAUAAUGAAGAAAUAAUUACACUAAAUGAUACCUAUAUAUAUAAACAACAUAGUGAAAAUAAUGCAAGUGAAAAUAGAAUAAAUUGUAUACAAGCUAAAGAAGAACUAGAUAAUUCAAAUUAUGAAAAUGAAUAUAUAAAUUCAAUAAAUAUAAAUAAUAAUAGCAACAAUAAAAUGUUUAAAAAUGGUGAUUAUAGGAAUAAAGUUAUGGGUAAUGAGUAUAUGUUAAAUUUAUAUCAAAUUAAUAAUAAUGUAGAUAAUGAAAAUAAUAAAAGUUGUGUUGGUUCUUAUAAUAAUGAAAAUAACUUAUUUAUAUCAAAAAACGAUGAUUAUAAUAUUAAUGAGAAUAACUUAAAUACUUCUGAUAGUGCAAAUAAUAUUAAUCAAACUAAAACAAAAAAAUAUAAAAGAAAAACAAAAAUGAAGAUGAAAAUAGAAAAGAAAAAAAAAAAAAAAAAAAAAAAAAAAAAAAUUCCAGGUAGAAUAUACAAAGUAGUUGUAAGGGGAAAGGAAUGCUGGAGAGCUGAAUGGCACAUUGAUAAAAAUGAUAAUCUAAAAAACAAAAAUGAAGAGAAUAGCAACAUAUCUAAUGAAAAUAUGAGCAUGAAUUCAUAUGAUAAUGAGAAAAUUAAUAAUAAUGACUUACAGAAUAAAAAAGAAAAUAAAAAUAAUAAUCUAAAAAAAAAAAGUAAACAAUUUUCCGUUUCUGUAUAUGGUUAUGAGAAUGCUAGAUUAUUUGCAUUAUUUGAAUUAAUUAAGUAUAAUUGCGUUCCUAAUAGUUUAAAAGAAGAGGCAAAUAUAUGUAUACAUAAUAUAAAAAAAAAUUUAUUAAACUCAGAAAAAGCUUCUAAUAAAUUAUUAGAUGGACAAUUUUUACAAUUUUUAUUAACUGAUGAAAAUAAUGAAUAUUCUUCUUUAUUUUAUAAAAAAUUAGAAAAUAAUAUUAUUCAAAAUUUUAAUAAAUAUAAUAGCUAUAAUGAUGAUAAUGAGUAUAAUCAACUUAUGAAGGAAAAAAUAGAAAAUUUUAAUAAAUUACUUUUUUUUAACAAUAAUAAUUAUUAUAAUAAGUAUAAUUAUAUGAAUAAAUAUAACAAUCUAUAUAACACUAAUAAUUCUCCUAUUCAAAACUUAAAUAACUUAAUUUAUAACAUAAAUCCUUAUGACUACAGCUCAAAUAGUGUUGCAAAUAAAUAUGUAUCAGAUAAUAAUAUAAUGACACAUAUACAUAGUAAUGCAAAUCCUUUUUAUAAUAUUUUAGAUGAAGAAAGAAAAAUAGUAGAAAAAGAUAUAAUAUAUGAUAAUAAUAAAGAUGAUUGUUUAAAUAAAAACAAUUUUUUUAAAGGUAUAUUAGAUAAUAGUGAAGCAAAAACAAAUAAUAAUAACUAUGAUUCUAAUUUAUUAUUUGAUUGUCAUAAUAACAGUUACCUUAACAAUCAUAUAAGUAAUCAAAAUGAUUUACAAAAUUUACAAAACGACCUAAAUAAUAAUUCUUUAAUUUCUAGAAAUUUUUUAUACUCGAAUAUACAUAAUGAAAACAUGAAAAUCAAUCCUAACUAUCCAAACAAAAUAUUAAACCAUAAUCUUAUUGUUAAUUCUAAUUCAACUUAUAAUUCAUAUAAAAAUAGUAAUUUUAAUAUGAAUAAAAUCAAUAAUAUAAACAACUCUCUUAUCAAUAACAAGCAAUUUAAUACUCAUAAGGAUAAUAGCAAUGAUAAUUGUAACUUUCACAACUAUUUAGAAAUUAGAGAAAAUAAUAAAACAGAAAUCAAUGAAUUUGAAAAUAAAAAUGAAGUUAAUAAAAACUUUGAAAAUAUAAUUAAAAAUAUUUUUCUUCAAAAUGGGAAAAUUGAACAAAAUAAUGAUAAUAUUCAUUACAAUAAUUUACACAAUUUAAAGAAUGAAAAUUUAAAUAAUUAA
Molecule: messenger RNA, 3477 nt
Organism: Plasmodium gallinaceum
Lineage: Eukaryota; Apicomplexa; Aconoidasida; Haemosporida; Plasmodiidae
Product: conserved Plasmodium protein, unknown function
Exons: 1
Coding region: 1-3477 (1158 amino acids)
Source: RefSeq, a predicted model, not a curated record